Molecule: messenger RNA, 873 nt
Organism: Rosa chinensis
Lineage: Eukaryota; Viridiplantae; Streptophyta; Magnoliopsida; Rosales; Rosaceae
Product: putative F-box/LRR-repeat protein 23
Exons: 1
Coding region: 1-873 (290 amino acids)
Molecular function (GO): protein binding
Source: RefSeq, a predicted model, not a curated record
AUGGGAAGAUCCUCAUAUAAAACCACCCAACACUGUCGGAAGCGACGUUUCUCGGACACCCAAGAAUACUGCGGAGAGCAAAAGCGAGCCUGCCGAAACUGGUUGGAUCUCCCGGAGGACCUAACGGCGUCAAUAUUUUCAAGGUUGAAAGCCACAGAGAUCUUGCAUGAUUGUCAGCUUGUGUGCAAGAGAUGGUUGCAAAUCUGCAAGGUUAACCCUCUGGUAUGGCGAACCAUCGACAUGGAUCAUCACCUUUUGGAUGAUUUCAUCUACGGCAGCAUGGAGCAUAUGUGCCGCGACCUCAUUGAUCGUAGCUGUGGUAGUUUGGUCGAUAUCAACGUUGUGCGCUUCGGCACCGACAGGCUUCUUAAGUCCAUAACUGAUAGUAGUUCAUGUGGAAUCAGACGCCUACGAUUGGAAGAUUGUCCCGCGAUAACAGAUGAGGGAUUGUGUGGAGUGGCCUCGAAAUUUGCUCGGUUAAAAGAGCUUGACAUUUCAGAAUGCUUUCUCUCUUAUAAAACUCUAGAAGUGAUUGGAAGAUCUUGCCCCCUUUUAGUAUCAUUGAAACUGAAACGUCGAUUCAACGAGAGGGGGAGCAACUCUAUGUACGGAUACACUAUAGCACGAAACAUGCGCGGUUUACACAGCCUUUCGCUUUCCAAAUUUAACCUAACUAAUGAUGAAUUGCGAAAAAUCCUCGAGUCCUGUCUUGGUCUUGAAACACUUGAUUUGGGUGAGAGUUUUCUUCCAUAUCUAGAGGAAGAUUUGGGAAGAAGAUGUGCUGAACAAAUUAGAAAAAAAUUGGAGCUUCCCUAUAGGCUAAACUACGACAUCGAGAAGUAUUUAUCACAAGUAACGAAUAACAAGAGUUGA